This is a messenger RNA of Musa acuminata subsp. malaccensis (wild Malaysian banana), 2101 nucleotides long. RefSeq names its product protein WVD2-like 7. The record is from RefSeq and is a predicted model, not a curated record. NCBI's taxonomy places the organism in Eukaryota, Viridiplantae, Streptophyta, Magnoliopsida, Zingiberales, Musaceae.
UCACCUGAUCUCUCUGUCCCCCCAUCCGUGUUAUUAGCUCUCGAGUCCAUGGACGAGCUCGCUUAAACGCUCUUCAUUCCACUUCGAUCUCCUCAUUAUCUCUCCUGGUUCCUCUCUUCUGGUGGCAGACUGCGUGGAUCUCUCCUCCCUGGCUCGGAUCCAAGUGCUCUUCGUCGGAUCACACCCUACGUCUCCAAGAAGUUGUGCAACUUCCAUGGUUUCGUGUGCAACUUCUUCAACUUGACAAGUAAUCAAAUGGCAACUGAUGUUGAUCAAGCCUACCGAGAUUGGUCACGGGAGGAAUUGCCUGAAGGAGAUGAGUCUCAUGAACCCUCAGUGUCUCAAAUGCUUGAACACGGUUCCAUUUCUUUUGGAAGAUUUCCAAUUGAAUCAUUGUCAUGGGAAAGGAAGUCAGUGUUUGUUCACAACAGGUGUCAGGAGGAGCUGGAGAAGUUCAAUGGGUUAGUUGCCAAAAAGAAGGCAUAUUUUGAAGAGCGCUAUAGAAGGAUUCGAGCUAUGAAGGCUCAACAGAAUCAACAAACAGAACUCACAUUGGAUUAUAGUGGUGAUGGCAGUAUUUCUAGCCAAAGUGGAGAAGAAGAUGGAGCAGCUUCACUAGAUGAAAGUGCCAGAGAUGCCGCAGCAAACACUGGUCAAUCUUCAGAAGAAGUGAAACCUGGUCCAAGCUUCGAACAGGAAAUUAACUGGAAUAGACCUCAACAAGGAUGCUUGGAUCCAGAAUCGAUAUUUCAAAAUCCUACUUCUUCAAGAGGAAUUUUGCAAGAAACUGAGCCAGAUAAAACCUCUAUUGACACUGUGCUGGUGCAACCAUUGGAAACAGAAUCCUCAUUGCCACUUACAGGAGAUGUGGAGAUUGUAUCAAAUUGUAGCAGCAAUCUUGACAAUGAAGAGACCUUGCAGAAACAUAAGAACCUCAUGUCAAAUUUUGAGUCUAGAUGUGUUACACAAGAGACAGCAUCGGGUGCUACCAAAACAAAGUCUCGUCAGUUGCAGUCAAGAAAAUCUUUGGAUAAUAAAUCACUUUCUAAUGUUAAGGAUUCUGUUGCAGUUAGACAUGGUCAAAAUGUGAAGGGGGAAACUAAGUUAAAUGUGGUUCGGCCAUCAAAGGUACUAAAAAAUCCAUCACAAAAGAUGGCCAAUCAAACUCCACGCAAGAGUACAGCUAGUAGAAUAGAAAGCAAUGCUAGGACUGCCAUGAAUGCUUCAAAAGCACCACUUACAGAAGCCUGCUCUAAUAUCACCAGCCCAGGUCCAUUUACUCUUGUAAUGGAAAGAAGAGCAAACAGUAGAGGAAGUGCAGCAAAGCUGGACCCUGGAAGUUUAAACAAGUCAGCAUCAUCACUAAGUCAUGCUAAGGGUGGUUUAAGUGUACAGAAUAUGUUGAGGAAAACGUCCGCAACUAGUGAAAUAACUAGCAGAAGAGGAGCAGAAAUUAAAAGGGACUUAAAAGAAGUAAAAAAGAAGCCUUUGGCCGUGGACAGUCGGUAUGCAAGCUCGAAAAUAACUGAGUCACAUGUUGGGCCACCCAAGUCAAGGUCUGUUAACCUUCCUGCUAGGAACAAAUUGACAUGUAAUGGUGGAACGGAGUACAAAAUUGCAACUGCCAAAGGAACCAAUGAAAAUGAGGGACAUGCCAGAAUGAGGGAGUCUCAAAGAGUUACUGGAAAGACAACUGGCCCUUCCACGUCUGGAAUGGGAACUAAGAAGGUACUUUCAGCCCGAGAGGCAGAUAUAUCAUGCAGUAGCAGAAAACCAGGGCUCGAUAAUCUGUCACUCGAUGGGAGGAAGACAAGGAGAGCGAUACCGCCGUGGCGAUGAAUCGACUUCUAGAGCGACCGGAACUGUGACGGAAGUAAACUACAUUUUAAGUAUCAUCUGCAUCUGCAUUGCCCCUUCUGCAUCUCUUGCACUUAUCCAGGAUUGAGUCCUUGAUUUGUGCAAGUUGCUUCUGUACCAUAUGAACCAGACAUCGGUUGACCUCCUAGAUUCUUGUAAGCUGAACCACUCACCCUUGUUUAUGGCUGUAUUUUUAGAUUUCAGAGGGCUAUGCAUUAUUAGAUUACAUGGAUUUGUGAUGGUU